UUCCUGCCCCGGCCUCCUCCACCGGUCAGCGUUCCUGCCCCGGCCUCCUCCACCGGUCGGGCAGCAACUCCAGAACCGACUUUCUGUACAGUGGAUGUAUCAAGGGUACCGGAGGAGCAUGCUGGUGAAGCUACACCAGUGGCUCUUCGCAAGCUCGUUGAGAAGGAGAUGCAAGCACCCGGCGACCAGUCUAGUUGGCGGUGUGCUGCGGUCACCAGGGAUGGAGGAACUGCCAACCGCCUUAGGGUUGUGGGCAAGAACAAGGAGGAGCUGAAAAAGACAAGGAUAUCCUCGAAGCCAAGAAGACGCCAGGGGCAAGAGUCCUUCGGGACCAGCUGUACCCAGUCAAAGUUGGCAACAUCAGCCGUACGGCUGUCAUCGACCACGGAGGCAAGGUCCUCCUUGGGGCCGCAGAAGUCCUUGGUCAGGAGAACGACGUGCAAGUUGCCAAGUUAGCCUGGUUAAGUCGAAAGGACAGCGCAAAAGGAUACGGAUCGAUGGUGGCAGGGUUCUGCAUCUAUCCACUUCUACCCACGCGACCCUUGAAGUAGAUAGAAUAGAUGGAUUAGUCAGCUGGACUGAGAUAGAGUUG
Molecule: messenger RNA, 592 nt
Organism: Parathielavia appendiculata
Lineage: Eukaryota; Fungi; Ascomycota; Sordariomycetes; Sordariales; Chaetomiaceae
Exons: 1
Source: RefSeq, a predicted model, not a curated record